Messenger RNA from Ziziphus jujuba (common jujube), 2604 nucleotides. RefSeq names its product L-galactono-1,4-lactone dehydrogenase, mitochondrial. Lineage: Eukaryota; Viridiplantae; Streptophyta; Magnoliopsida; Rosales; Rhamnaceae. The record is from RefSeq and is a predicted model, not a curated record. Gene Ontology annotation, molecular function: D-arabinono-1,4-lactone oxidase activity; FAD binding; galactonolactone dehydrogenase activity. The transcript is spliced from 6 exons. Gene Ontology annotation, cellular component: membrane. Bases 217 to 2058 code for a protein of 613 amino acids.
GAGCCCACUUCCCUUAGCGACAACACCCCGAAAAAAAAAACAAAAAAAGCCAAAACCAAAAUAAAAGUUCUUCAAGAGUGAAGUGACACAGUCCCAAGUCCUCCCAACGGCAUAUCAAUCGCCAAAACGAAAAUACUAAAAACCUUUGAUCCAAAACCAACCAACAACCAUUAAACUCUUUCCCUUUUUCCCCUUUUAACAACUAGUACUGAAAGUAUGCUGAGAGCUCUUACUCUCAGGCGCUCCUUCCACUCUCUCUGUCAGCACCUCCACCAUAACCAUCCUCCUUUUAGAAGCCUUGUUGUCCCUAUCACCAUUGAAACCACUUCUUCAAUCCCCACUAACCCGUUCUACUCGGCACGCCCACUGUCUACUCUGGCAUCAUCGCCCUCAUCGUCCUCCUCCUCCGACGCCGAGCUCCGUAAGUACCUUGGCUACGCGGCGCUUCUUCUUUUCUCUGGCGCAGCCACCUACUACUCCUUCCCUUUCUCCGAAAAGGCCAAGCACAAGAAAGCCCAGAUCUUCCGCUAUGCUCCUCUCCCCGAAGACCUCCACACCGUCUCCAACUGGAGUGGGACCCACGAGGUCCAGACCCGGGUUUUCCAUCAGCCCGAGAACCUCGAGCAGCUGGAACAGGUGGUGAAUGACGCCAAUGAGAAGAAGACCCGAAUUCGGCCGGUGGGUUCUGGGUUGUCACCCAAUGGAAUUGGGCUGUCGAGGAUUGGGAUGGUUAAUUUGGCUCUCAUGGAUAAGGUCCUGGAGGUGGAUAAGGAGAAGAAGACGGUGAGGGUUCAGGCUGGGAUAAGGGUUCAGGAGUUGGUGGAUGGGAUUAAGGAACAUGGGCUUACAUUGCAGAAUUUCGCUUCCAUUAGAGAGCAGCAGAUCGGAGGCAUUAUACAGGUUGGUGCACACGGUACUGGUGCAAGAUUGCCUCCCAUCGAUGAGCAGAUCAUCGGCAUGAAACUGGUUACUCCUGCUAAGGGAACAAUCGAACUCUCAAAAGAGAAAAAUCCGGAGCUGUUUUAUCUAGCUCGCUGUGGUCUUGGAGGUCUUGGAGUAGUUGCUGAAGUCACCAUUCAGUGCGUUGAGAGAGAGGAGCUUGUGGAGCACACUGUCAUCUCAAACAUGGAAGAGAUCAAGAAAAAUCAUAAGAAGUUGCUAUCUGAAAACAAGCAUGUAAAGUACUUGUAUAUUCCAUAUACUGAUGCUGUUGUGGUUGUGAGGUGCAACCCAGUUUCAAAAUGGAAAGGUCCCCCAAAAUUCAAACCCAAGUACAGUACAGACGAAGCCUUGCAGCAUGUUCGGGAUCUCUACAAGGAAUGCCUACAGAAGUACAGAGUGAAAGGGGCUACAGCUGAAUCUCCAGACAAUAAUGAACCUGAGAUAAAUGAGUUGUCAUUCACGGAGUUAAGAGAUAAACUACUUGCUUUAGAUCCUCUUAAUAAAGACCAUGUAAUAAAGGUUAAUAAAGCUGAGGCUGAGUUCUGGAGAAAGUCAGAGGGAUACAGAGUAGGAUGGAGUGAUGAAAUUCUUGGCUUUGAUUGUGGUGGCCAACAAUGGGUUUCAGAGACUUGUUUUCCUGCUGGAACCAUGGCUAAGCCAAGCAUGAAGGACCUUGAAUAUGUUGAAGAUCUAAAGAAGCUGAUAGAGAAGGAAGAAGUACCAGCACCUGCUCCAAUAGAGCAGCGCUGGACAGCUUGCAGCAAGAGCCCCAUGAGUCCAGCUUCGAGCCCAUCAGUGGAUGAUAUAUUUUCAUGGGUUGGCAUAAUCAUGUACCUUCCAACUCCUGAUGCUCGCCAGAGAAAGGAAAUAACAGAAGAGUUUUUUGACUAUAGACGUCUGAGCCAAUCACAGUUGUGGGAUGAAUAUUCAGCUUUCGAGCAUUGGGCUAAAAUCGAGGUUCCAAAGGACAAGGAAGAGCUUACAGCUCUCCAGGCAAGGCUAAGAAAGCGCUUUCCAGUUGAUGCAUACAAUAAAGCACGAAGAGAAUUGGAUCCUAACAGGAUCCUUUCUAAUAACAUGCUUGAAAAGCUUUUCCCAGAGUCGGUUACCAUAUAAGAGAAGCAUCCUUCAUUGGUUAGUUGUGCAUCCAAAUAUCUUUCAUUAUGAAUUCACAUACAACAUUUUUGUAAGACUUGGUAUAGCCAAUUCCUAGUCCUAAGAAUGUGAUUGUAUUUUAAGAGGAACAUUUAGGUUCAAAUACACGAGGUGUAUUAUUAACUUAUGAAUAAUAAUACAUAAGAAAGCCUUUAAAGUGCCAAGGCAUUGCUUUCUCCUUGAUAAGGUCGAAUUUUCAAGUAUUUCUUAGUCUUUAUAAGAAAUUAAGGAUGAUGAAUUUGAUUAUCAUGUCUUAGUAGCAUUCCUUUUUUUAUUUUUUUAAUGCCUUGAUUGUAAUUUGAAAUUGCUAAAAAUAGUUUAUACAAUAAAAGAUUCUGUUGGACCAGAAUAUUUCAUGAGAAAUGGCUAGCAGAGCAGGAUAAAAUAUCUGCGGGUAAUAUGUUACCACAAUAUAUAAUCAUACAUAAGAGUGACUAACACCGGACAGAGCUAGAACCAUCCUCUGUAAAGGAACAGAAAACAAACAAAAUGGAAAACAAAGAAAAA